AUGAAUCAAAGAAUCCCUGCCGGCGUGGUCACUGCCACUGAUAAGCUGACCACAGGGCUCGAGAAGGCUGGUGCUGUGAGCGUGGAUGACAUUGCUCACCUAUGGAAGGUGUACACCACGCAAAGCUCCAAAAUCCAAGAUCGUGUCGUGCGUAGACUGGAGAAUCUCUUCUGGAGGAUCUGGGGUAAUCCCGAGCUGCUGAAGAGGGUAUCAGGCGUGACUUUGGCGACGCUGUUUAUGGAAAUCCAUGAAGACAGCACAUUUCACACCAAAUCACCGGAUACGCUUUCAAAGACUACUGAAUCGCGAUCCAACGACACGACUCAAGUCACAAUACUAACCAUCACCCACGAACGUAACACGGCUAAACCAGCACCAAAGAAGGACGCCAAAUCCCCUCUCCCACCUAUCCUCAAGAACUCAAAUGGAGGGAAGAAAAGUCAACCACCUAGCGAACCAUCAUCUUACAAAACAGCCCGUAUCAUAAUCCCGGACCAGCCAAGCCAGCGGCCGACAAAUAGUAAGAGUCCUGCGACGGCAGCAACCGUAACUGCGACAACAACAGCAUCUUCAAAUGUUGACAGCACCAAUACAGCCCAAAAGCAGGGCCGUAAGAAACCCACUUUUAUUGCAAACACCUCGGCCUCGUCCAGACGUCGAGGCGUACUCAUAAGACGAAAGUCCACGCAGACGUCUCCGCUGACUUCUCCGGCGAUCGAGCCUGAAGACGAGGCUCUGCUCGAGCUGAAAAUCGCACCAAAGCAAGCCAUAAUCGAGGAAUUGACAGAGGAGGCACUGUCCCACGCAAAGGUGCCUGAACCCGAACCUGAGGCCCUCUGGCAAUCACUAUCAUAUCUGAAACUCGGUGGCGACGACAUCAUAUCCACACAAUCUUCAAAACAGCCUUCUCUCGCAGCAUCUCUCUCCACAAGCCCGCCACCCACAAACUUCUACGCCAGCAGCGUGCACCGACAUCGCAGUCUAGAUGAAAAUAACAACCCCAAUCCUGCACCCACUUCCCAACAACAAAAUACCGUCCAAUCAUCUUCAAACGACGACGAAACAGAUCCAACAUCGCUCGUGGACCGGGAUUUCCGCACACAUUUCGUCGAGCGCCGCAGACGCCAGGAAUCCGUCUUCAGCGCAUCUUCACUCACCUCAAAUCUGAGCUCGUCGCACGUCAAAGACCUCAUCAACCAACCCACAAUUGCUGCUGCUGCUGAAACAAGCCCGCGCCGCCCAUCCCGCAGUUUAUCGCCGACGACCACGAGACAUGUUGUCCUGCCGAAACAUGGGAGUAUGACCAGUCCAACAAUCUCGGUAGCCUCCUCUGUAGCGAUCGGUGGUGGAUCGACGCAGCAAGCGGGGAAAGAUGUUCUGCCGUAUGCGUCGACGUCAAUAACGACAUCGCAAAAGACUACCAGCGGCGUUUUCUCUGUGUCAAAACAGUCACCAGGGCAGGUUGGAGAGCGGUUGAGCAGUCUGAUGAAGUCCAAAUAG
This is a messenger RNA of Talaromyces proteolyticus, 1500 nucleotides long. RefSeq lists its product as uncharacterized. NCBI's taxonomy places the organism in Eukaryota, Fungi, Ascomycota, Eurotiomycetes, Eurotiales, Trichocomaceae. The record is from RefSeq and is a predicted model, not a curated record. The transcript is spliced from 4 exons. The coding region runs from base 1 to 1500 and encodes 499 amino acids.